Molecule: messenger RNA, 855 nt
Organism: Macrosiphum euphorbiae (potato aphid)
Lineage: Eukaryota; Metazoa; Arthropoda; Insecta; Hemiptera; Aphididae
Source: the annotation of a GenBank genome assembly
AUGACUUCCGGAGUAGCGGACGACGAUCCGCUGCAGUCGCAACGCUCACCUCUGGCCACUGAUGUGUGCAGCCAAAAGAAGAUAAACGAAAACAAUCGACGGAGCAACAAACCAAUCAUGGAGAAGAAAAGAAGAGCAAGAAUAAAUAACUGUUUGAACGAAUUAAAGACUUUGAUCCUAGAUGCAACUAAAAAAGACCCAGCUAGACAUUCGAAAUUGGAAAAAGCAGAUAUAUUGGAAAUGACUGUAAAACACUUGGAAUCCAUGCAAAGGCAUAAUGUAGCUUUAUCUGCUGCCACGGAGUCCACAGUAGCCAACAAAUUCAAGGCUGGAUUUACAGAGUGUACAAACGAAGUAAACCGAUUUCCUGGGCUUGAACCUCAUGUUCGCAAACGUCUCAUGCAGCACUUGAACACAUACUUCAAUAAAGAAAGUGGUAAUAACAGUCCGAAAAUUAUUUCAACACCUCCAGAAACAUCAAAUCUGCAAUUGCAUUUGGACUCUAACCAGAACGCUAUACUAUUGGGUACCACUGGUUCAGCUUGCGGAGUCCAACUGGUCCCUACAAGACUAUCCAACGGUGAUAUUGCUCUAGUUUUGCCAUCUAGACCUACCGAAACAUCACCACCGCCACCACCCCUUUCUAUGAUUGUACCAACACCGCCGUCCACUCAAUCUGAUUCUUCCGAUACUGAGUCGCCUAUGCCCGAUAGACCUUUAUCGUGCUAUUCAAUGGGCAGUACAGAUGAUAGUACGGAUACAUAUAGCCAACCAGAACUGCCCCUAGCACUGGUUACCAAACACAGACGAGAUGACGAACAGUCAGAUCUAGAACAGCCCUGGCGGCCAUGGUAG